Molecule: messenger RNA, 910 nt
Organism: Manis javanica (Malayan pangolin)
Lineage: Eukaryota; Metazoa; Chordata; Mammalia; Pholidota; Manidae
Gene: LYG2
Product: lysozyme g2
Biological process (GO): defense response to Gram-positive bacterium; peptidoglycan catabolic process
Cellular component (GO): extracellular region
Molecular function (GO): lysozyme activity
Source: RefSeq, a predicted model, not a curated record
AUGCUAUCCUCUAUCCUGUUUUGGGGUCUUAUUGCCCUCAUUGGCACUUCCAAGGGCUCCUACCCUUUCACUCACUCAAUGAACCCUCACCUGCAACCCCGCCUGUACCAUGGCUGUUAUGGUGACAUCAUGGACAUGGAGGCCUCUGGCGUGGCCUGUGAUAUAACCAGGUUAAUGAACUGUGGAAUCCGUGGUUCUGAAAUAUUUGCUGAGAUGGAUUUGAGAGCUUUAAAGACUUACCAGACUUUGAUCAAAGAAGUUGGGCUGAGGCAUUGUGUGGACCCUGCUCUCAUUGCUGCCAUCAUCUCCAGAGAGAGCCACGGUGGAGCCGUCCUGCAAGAUGGCUGGGACCACAGGGGACUGAAAUUUGGCUUGAUGCAGCUCAAUAAAAAAAUUCAUCCCCUUUUUGGUGAUUGGGACAGCAAAGAACACCUUUUGCAAGCUGUUGGGAUUCUAACAGACAAAAUUAAGGCGAUCCAGAAAAAAUUCCCCACAUGGAGUGUGGCUCAGCACCUCAAGGGUGGUCUCUCAGCCUAUAAGUCAGAAAUUGAUGCCAUUGCUACCCCUGAGGACAUAGACAAUGACUUGGUCAAUGAUCUUCUUGCCCGAGCUAAAUUCUAUAGAAGACACAGCUUCUAGGCAAAGAUCUGUAGGUGUGCCAGGUUGGCAGGUGCUCAGAUGGCCCCUCCUUGAUAUGGAUGUGCUGUACCCAACACUGGCCAAGGUUACAAUUAUGACAGAAAAUUUUCCAAUUUUCUUAAUGCAACUAAGCAUUAAAACUAAAGAAAAGAAAAUCCAUGCAGUUCACAAUAUGGUUCCUGUAGAAAUACACAUAAUUAUUUGUAGUAAAUGUGAAUAUUAUGGUAAGUGACAUCUACAUACUCCAGUGAGGCCUUAUUUUGGCUCAUGA